Molecule: messenger RNA, 852 nt
Organism: Rhodamnia argentea
Lineage: Eukaryota; Viridiplantae; Streptophyta; Magnoliopsida; Myrtales; Myrtaceae
Product: neo-calmodulin-like
Exons: 4
Coding region: 92-553 (153 amino acids)
Molecular function (GO): enzyme regulator activity; calcium ion binding
Source: RefSeq, a predicted model, not a curated record
UGCAAGAACUAACUGGGGUUGUAUCGUCUCAGCUUCUCUCUCUCUCUCUCUCUCUCUCUCUCUCUCUCUCUCUCGCGCUGCGUCGAUCAAUAUGAAUCCGAUAAGAGGGGAUGCGUUAACUAAACAGCAGAUUGAUGAGUUCCAGGAAGCGUUUUGUUUGCUGGACAAGGAUGGAGAUGGUUCCAUUACAAUUAAGGAAUUGGCAACUGCAAUAAAAUCCUUGGACCAACAUCCCACAGAGGAAGAACUUCAAAGCAUGAUCAAUGAGGCCGAUACUGAUGGCCAUGGGACAAUAGAAUUCGGGGAGUUCUUGAAUCUUAUGGCCAGAAAAAUCAAGGAGACUGAAAUCGAAGAGGAACUAAAGGAAGCUUUUAGGGUCAUUGACAAGGAUCAAGAUGGCUACAUAUCUCUUAAUGAGUUGAAGCGGGUGAUGAUCAACCUGGGAGAAAAGUCGACGGAGGAAGAAUUGGAAGAGAUGAUGAGAGAGGCGGAUUUGGACGGUGAUGGCCAAAUUAGUUACGAGGAGUUCAUCAGGAUGAUGCUAGCUUUCUGAAAGGACAAGCGCAACUGCUCAUGCUUCAUGCAUUUCAUAUCUUAAUGAAUUUUUAAGAAUCUAUGUUUGCUAAAAACUCUACAUCCUAUUCUUGCAUAUUCAAUUGUAUUUUUUUUUUACGAGUUAUAUGAUCAUAAAACCCUAAUAAACAGGAGGAAAUAUCAUGGGAAAUUAGCAUAUAUCGUUUUCCGUUUGGUAACUUAUUGUGUAUCGCAGAUUCAAUGUGCUAUUAUGUACCAUCUAUUUCUUGUUAAGAGAUAAUCGUAAUUAAGUUCUAUGAUGCUAUAGGUUUUGCUCAA